Neomonachus schauinslandi (Hawaiian monk seal) is the source of this 4644-nucleotide messenger RNA. RefSeq names its product purine rich element binding protein B (gene PURB). The record is from RefSeq and is a predicted model, not a curated record. Gene Ontology annotation, cellular component: nucleus. Bases 1 to 918 code for a protein of 305 amino acids. NCBI's taxonomy places the organism in Eukaryota, Metazoa, Chordata, Mammalia, Carnivora, Phocidae. Gene Ontology annotation, molecular function: DNA-binding transcription factor activity, RNA polymerase II-specific; RNA polymerase II transcription regulatory region sequence-specific DNA binding; purine-rich negative regulatory element binding. Gene Ontology annotation, biological process: regulation of transcription by RNA polymerase II. The transcript has a single exon.
AUGGCGGACGGCGACAGCGGCAGCGAACGCGGCGGCGGCGGCGGGCCCGGCGGCUUCCAGCCCGCGGUCCGCGGAGGCGAGCAGGAGACGCAGGAGCUGGCCUCGAAGCGGCUGGACAUCCAGAACAAGCGCUUCUACCUGGACGUGAAGCAGAACGCCAAGGGCCGCUUCCUGAAGAUCGCCGAGGUGGGCGCGGGGGGCUCCAAGAGCCGCCUGACGCUGUCCAUGGCGGUGGCCGCCGAGUUCCGCGACUACCUGGGCGACUUCAUCGAGCACUACGCGCAGCUGGGCCCCAGCAGCCCCGAGCAGGUGGCGGCGGCGGCGGCGGGCGCCGAGGACGGCGGCGGGCCGCGGCGCGCGCUCAAGAGCGAGUUCCUGGUGCGCGAGAACCGCAAGUACUACCUGGACCUCAAGGAGAACCAGCGGGGCCGCUUCCUGCGCAUCCGCCAGACGGUCAACCGCGGCGGCGGCGGCCCCGGGCCCGGCGGCCUGCAGAGCGGCCAGACCAUCGCGCUGCCCGCGCAGGGCCUCAUCGAGUUCCGGGACGCGCUGGCAAAGCUCAUCGACGACUACGGCGGCGACGACGACGAGCUGGCGGGCGGCCCGGGCGGCGGCGCGGGGGGCGCGGGCGGCGGCCUGUACGGCGAGCUCCCGGAGGGCACCUCCAUCACCGUGGACUCCAAGCGCUUCUUCUUCGACGUGGGCUGCAACAAGUACGGCGUGUUUCUGCGCGUCAGUGAGGUGAAGCCGUCCUACCGCAACGCCAUCACCGUCCCCUUCAAAGCCUGGGGCAAGUUCGGGGGCGCCUUUUGCCGGUACGCGGACGAGAUGAAGGAGAUUCAGGAGCGGCAGAGGGACAAGCUGUACGAGCGACGCGGCGGGGACGAGUCGGAGGGCGAGGAGGUGGACGAGGAUUGAAGCGCGCCGUUUCCCCGAUGGGCCCCCGCCCCGCCCGCCCGCCCGCCCGCCCCGUCCCCUUGGCUGGAGAGCCCCCUUCCUGCUCAUCCCCGGGGAGCUAGUGGAGGCGGGGCAUGGAGGCCCCGUCGGGAGAAGGCAACGUUAAAAGAUAAUACAGUUCAUUGAGAGAAGUAACCACAAAAGAACAGUCGCAGACAAUUCGAGAAAAGCAGCGAAGUUCCAAGGAACUGACAGCAGCCCGCAAAGAGGAGACAACCUGAGCAAAAUCGUCUGUUUCCAUAGUUUCCAGCUGGGUUUGUGACCCCUGCAGGGUAGCCCUGCAGGGGGGCAGAUCCUUGCGUGCCCGGGGUCAGGGGAACACUCGAGUCCCCCAGACGCAUCCAUGACAGCUGCAUUUGUGUUCUACCUGGGUGUCCUGGCCUGACGAUCUCUGCCGACCUCACUGUUGUGGGGCCGGUCUCUCCACCUCCAUUGAAAUCAGCAUAUGGGGAUCUAGGUCUUCGUGGAAUUCUUGAGAAGAGAGAGGCCUUGGCCCUUGCCCUGUUCUGAGGGUACAGGUUUCAUGAAAAGGAGUGCGACUUUAAAAUAAUCAUGGACAGGGCAGAAUGAGAAUUCAAGAAGCCACCGGGGAAUAUAGAAACAAAUUGGGCCCAUUUUGUCUAAAAUGGUUUUGCGUGGAACCUGGACCAGUGUCCGUGUCUCUUUGUGGCAUUGUUUUCCUGGUUGCAAGUGGAUUCAGAUGUCAAUCCUUCAACUAGAAGCUGUUACUAAAGGAUUUUGGAAGUUGGCCAAGUUUUUUUUCAGAGCUAAGAGCCGUUUUACAUUGGGGGUUGCUGAGGUAGGCACGGGAAGAAAGCCGGCAUCAAGCACAAGGAGGACUGUUUGAGUGGAUUAGUUGCUGCUCACUAAAGUCCUUCCCCCGGUCUCUAGACACGGAGGUCAUUACCAAGAGAUGGCUUAGGGGUGAAUGAGAGCCAGGUCCCUGUGGCUGUUGCGCCUGAGCUGGCUAAUUCGGCUCUUUGGGCCACUGGUUGGCUGGAUUUUCAACCGUUAAACUUGAAGAUACCUACAAAAGGAACUGUGGCUACAAGCCUGAGCUUUAAUGGAAUAUACGUCCUCACAGAAAAGUUGGAAAUAACCAAAACUGAAGUCUUCACCUACCUUCAGUUCCGUCUGUGGAUUUGUUCACAUACUAAAGAUCCUCAGGUCCAGAAUUCCAGCAUCAUCUAUUCUUUUUAAAGUAAAUUUUUAAGAACUCGAUCCAUUGUUUCAGUACCUCCCGAUCAAAGUUGGCAAAUGAUGGUUGAGUGAUUGGAGCAGCACGCCCUUUAGAAGGUGAAAUCCAUCGGGAUGGAGAUGAAGGGAACGUACAAAUGCUGACUAUGUCCUGGAAGCAUUUUUAUACCAUCUUGAAAUUUCAACAAACUGGCUUUCGCCAGUUUAUCCAGCUGUUUUUCAAGAAUAAAAGUUGGGGUUUUCAAGGAUCGCCUCUUCUAUAUUUUAAAUGGAUUUUCAGUAGAAAUGAUUUUUACUAAUCAAGUUAAUCCCACCCCAUCACCAAGGUAUUCCCAGAAGUGUCACAGACCUAGGCGACUUUGAAUUGAACGGGAGCUAACGUUCUUUCCAAAGUUUGUAGGUAUUCUUUGUGCGACACGUUCUCAACCAGGAGGCAAGUAACCCCACCUCCACAAUCUUAGUUUUGUGUUUUUGUUUUUUUUUUUAACUGCAUGCCUGCCCUUUAUCUGAGCUGCCAUUUAAUUUAUUGCAUACCCUUUUAUUAUCUGAGUUUGGUAUUAUUCAAUCUAUACAAUCUUUUUGUAUUUAUUGGGAAAUAAGUAAUCUACAAAAAGGUCAUCUUCAUGCAUCGUGGCCGAACGGGAGGGAAAGAACUGUACAUAAAAUUAGGCUUUUUUAAAAAAAUUAGACUAUGAUUCAGAAUACUGUUGAUCUUAGGUUUUUAAAAAAAAAAAAAAGUGGACGAGCCACAAACUGGUGCCCUUUUCAGACUAUUUCUCUACUCUCAUCCUCCACAGUAGACUUUUUAAACAGAUUUUUUUUUAAAGCUUUUCCUUUUUUUAAAAAACUUUCUCCGUCGCAAAGAAUGUUUCCUAAAUUGUAUGGGAGCAAUAGUAUUUUUGAUGUUUUAAUGACAUCUGUAUAUACUCGUACUGUAUUUUGUACCACAAGGCAGCUGUUUUCAAUAAUGUCCUGCUGUAUUGACCUAUGUGUUUUGAGUGUUGAUUUCUUUGCUGCGGAGAACAAAUCCCUACACCGUUUUAGUAAGGGCGCCGUGAAGCUAGUGUUAGGUUUGCAGAAACUUUCAGUUUCCAACUUUGAGGCAGCAAUGAAAAUUCAGGUUGCAGCUCUCAGUUAACUGCUGUGACUUGUUCAUUUUCGUACCGUGUACAAUUCCUCUUUAGACCAACUUGUUUUCUUGCUUCAGUGGUGGUUCUGUUGCUCAGCUGCAGUGAACCAGUUCGACUUUGCAGAGGUGCAGUACCUCCCCUUUGGAAGGGGCUGGUGUGUUUUUUCUUUUCUUUUUGUUUGGCUAAAUUGCAGUAACUAGCCUUGCCUUUCUAUUCUGUAGAAAUGACAGGGUCUUCACCGUCCUUCACCAGUGGCUGCCAAGCUAUAAUUAGCUGAAUAGAAAGAAUGUGGAAGUGGUCGGAGGCAUGUAGCGUAUAUGCCAAGAACACUACCGUAUAUGGCGCCAGCUUUGGUCACCAGAGAAAUUUUCUUAGUCAUUAGACCAUGUAACAGUAAUAUAUCAUAUGUAAAUCUUUAGAUAUCAAUUUGAGAAUCCUCCAAAAAAAGGAGCAAAGAAUGCAUAAGCUAUGUGUUGGAAAAAGUAAUUUAUAUUAAAAUUUUGACCUGCCUAUGUAAGAUUAAGUGGUAAACGUCCUAGCAGUGGGUUUUUAAGUCUUAACCCAUCUCAGAGGUUUGUUUCUCCUGCAGGGGGUGGUUCACAGUCUCUCUUCUCACUGCAGGAAGAUUACAGAAGGGUGUGGAUUAGUUGUAGCAUUUCACUGACCCUCAUUCCACUCACUGUUCUGGGGCAGUAGAAAUCCGCGGAGCACAGAGACUGCUCUUUUGAUGUGUGGCCUGUUACCGAGGCCGGAUUUCAGAACCCGUUCAGAAACCACGCUUAGCAAAGAAAAUCUGUUAAUUCCAGUCAGAAAAUGGCAUUACAGACUCUGGGAAACAACCAGAUUUUUUUUGUUCUGGUUUUCAUCCUCUACUACCAACAGUGAUUUAGGGCUUGUCCUUUCACCUUGGCAAACAUCCCAGCUAAUCACAUGUUCAGAACAGUCCAAUUUCUAAGAAGUGGGGAACGAAAAUUCCUUUUGCGACCAUUGGUAGAGUGUUUCUCAAGCCAGUGCCGUUCUGGACACGAGCAGUCCGGUCGCAGGAACGGAAUCAAAAGAGCGAAACUCUGUGACGAGAUCCCGCCGUUGCCUCGUGGUUUCUAUUGUCCCCGCUGUGGUUCGAGUCGCGGGGCAGUUCUAGUCCGCGGCGAAAGCCUUCAGUGCAUAUGCUGCACAGAGCGCCACGUGAGUCUAUAUGGCACCCAAACUCAAAGUGGAAACCCAAUGGGAAACGCAGACACCCUGAGCUGCCGUGGGAGGCGUGGAGUCGGUCAGAAGGGCUGUGGCCGUGGCGCACACACGGCCACUUGUCAGGUCACUUUCCACAACGGUUUGCUGCCGGCCGGUGGGGAGGCUGAGG